AUGACUCUUAAUGCAACCCCCGAUAAACACAGCCACCCUGACACAACGUCGCCUGCUACCUUCCCAAGGCCCGACAAUGCGACAUUUAGCGACCAUACCAAGAUGGUGCUCGAGAAUCUUGAUGGUGAAAAACGUAUUACAGCUCUCCGCCAAUGGCUCGUGCAACCCACGAACCCAAUCGUACAUGAUGCGGCUGUGUGCUGGGAAUAUAUCAAAACAGCUAUCGCGCCUAAAUCGGUUGCACAGGACCGAGGAGAUUCUCCUUCCGCAGACGAUGAAGCCGCUAAACAACAACUAAAGGAGGCUGCCGAUAUAUAUUACUCCAAUAACCAGUUUAUAGUGCGGCUGGAAUUGCUUGACAACUUCCUUCAUGACACUAAUGAGGCCGUGGGUAUUCCUGGGCUGGCGGUGGGCUUGAUUCGGGACCUCACUGUUGUUAUUAUAACUGGUGGUUUAGAAAAGAAGCCCGAGAAGGAAUGCCAAGAGAUGGUAAAGCAGCUACGGUUCCUUUCCGAAUAUACUAAUCUGGAAAAGCUGGCUGUCGAAAUCAUGGAGGAGGGGAUAUGGCAGGCACUGAUUGGCCAACGCAAGAAAUUAUCCGCAUAA
Molecule: messenger RNA, 606 nt
Organism: Trichoderma gamsii
Lineage: Eukaryota; Fungi; Ascomycota; Sordariomycetes; Hypocreales; Hypocreaceae
Exons: 1
Coding region: 1-606 (201 amino acids)
Source: RefSeq, a predicted model, not a curated record